Molecule: messenger RNA, 1494 nt
Organism: Suncus etruscus (white-toothed pygmy shrew)
Lineage: Eukaryota; Metazoa; Chordata; Mammalia; Eulipotyphla; Soricidae
Gene: RAB33B
Product: RAB33B, member RAS oncogene family
Exons: 2
Coding region: 70-759 (229 amino acids)
Biological process (GO): Rab protein signal transduction
Cellular component (GO): Golgi apparatus; endosome
Molecular function (GO): GTPase activity; GTP binding
Source: RefSeq, a predicted model, not a curated record
AGCCUUCUGUCUGUCACUCCUUUCCUCCCUCCAUCCCUGCCUCCCCUUCGGCUCGGGCGGACUGGCAGGAUGACUUCGGAGAUGGAGUCGUCGCUGGAGGCCAGUUUCUCGGCCAGCGGCGCCGUGCCCGAGGCCCCCGCGACCCUGCCGCCCGCCCGCUCCCGCAUCUUCAAGAUCAUCGUGAUCGGCGACUCCAACGUGGGCAAGACGUGCCUCACCUACCGCUUCUGCGCCGGCCGCUUCCCCGACCGCACGGAGGCGACGAUCGGCGUGGACUUCCGAGAGCGGGCGGUGGACAUCGACGGGGAGCGCAUCAAGAUCCAGCUGUGGGACACGGCGGGCCAGGAGCGGUUUCGCAAGAGCAUGGUGCAGCACUACUACCGCAACGUGCAUGCUGUGGUCUUCGUGUACGACAUGACCAACAUGGUGAGUUUUCAUAGCCUGCCAUCGUGGAUUGAGGAGUGCAGACAGCACCUGCUGGCCACUGACAUCCCCCGCAUCCUUGUGGGAAACAAGUGUGACUUGCGAAGUGCUAUUCAGGUGCCCACGGACAUGGCCCAGAAAUUCGCGGACACGCACAGUAUGCCUCUGUUUGAGACCUCUGCUAAGAACCCCCACGACAACGACCACGUGGAAGCCAUCUUUCUCACGUUGGCUCACAAGCUCAAGAAUCACAAACCCUUAAUGCUCAGCCAGCCUCCAGAACACGGGGUCCUCCUGAAGCCAGGACCCAAACCUGCAAUGACUUGUUGGUGCUGAGUGCCUGGUUGACUGUUCAGGCUUUGGCCUCAGAAUCCCUCCUACCUAUCAGAAGAGGCGAGGCCAUGGGGAGUUGAGCCCAGUAGAAGGAGGAGCAUUCCUGACACUCUUCUUGGCUCCUUUGCUUUUGUCUCUUAUCUGCUUAAUCAGGUUUGUCCCCAUUCAGCACCCAGGAAAAGGCCAAGGCCAUUCUCCGGGGAAGCUGAAAAUGAAGUGCUCGAGCCAGGCUGCCCUAGCCAAGGAGGUUUCAUGCAGUACUGUGUGCUGGGGUCCGCAUAAAGCAGGGAAUGUUUAAUUCUGUAUUUCCAAUGAUGCCUUUGAAGGAAAAAUGUUCCUAGCAAGAUGCCAGCUGACUGUUCGCCUCGCUAGAGUUUUUUUCAUUGUAUGAAUAUAAUCAGUUACUUGUUAUUGGUACAUUUGAGAGUCAAGACUUGACUUUUGACAGCAAAAGAAAGGCGUAAAAUGAUUUUGGAGUCUCUGAAGGAUGUUCCAAGAGUUCUAGGUAUUUGAUAUCUCUAAGCAAUAGCAAACAGUUCUAAAAAUCUGUAAUUUAAGAAAUGGUUUAAAUCAUAGUGUUUUUUUCUUUUUGUACUAAAUGGUAUUAGAACUUGCAAAAAGAAGUCCUAUUUGAAUGUAAAUGAUGUGAUAGCACCAGGUGCUCUAUAUUUGAUUUUGGUAUCAUUACCCGGUGUAAAAUGAACUGAACAGUUGAGCAGUAACUUGGAGUGAUCAGGA